Molecule: messenger RNA, 1686 nt
Organism: Lachancea thermotolerans CBS 6340
Lineage: Eukaryota; Fungi; Ascomycota; Saccharomycetes; Saccharomycetales; Saccharomycetaceae
Gene: RTF1
Product: RNA polymerase-associated protein
Exons: 1
Coding region: 1-1686 (561 amino acids)
Cellular component (GO): Cdc73/Paf1 complex
Molecular function (GO): RNA polymerase II C-terminal domain phosphoserine binding; DNA binding
Source: RefSeq, a predicted model, not a curated record
AUGUCUGAUAUCGAUGAGGAUCUAUUAGCACUGGCUGGUGCCAGUAGUGGCGAAGAAGAAGAAGAGGAUGUCCAAAUAGGCUCAUCAAAAAAAAGGUCGCGGUCGGAUCAUCAAUCGUCGAGUAAAAGGAGAAUUGUUGACGAGGACGAGGAGCAAGAUGACGACGAAGAAGAGGGAGAAGAGGACGACUAUAACCCCGAAGCAGCCUCCUACGAUAUGGAUAGUGAAGAAGACGAGGACGAAGAACCAAAUCCUUUUCCCUUGGAGGGCAAAUAUAAAAACGAGGAGGAUCGGAGCUACUUGGAGUCUCUUCCUGAAAUGGAGCGCGAAACAAUGCUUUUCGAAAGAUCACAAACAAUGCAAAAGUACCAAGAAAGGCGUGUUUUGAAAGAAAGAGCCAAAAACAUUAGAGAUCAGCAACAAAAGCGACAGCUGCAGCAAGAAGGAAAGAAGACGCGGUCUUCUACCAGGUCUACACGUACUACAGGACACAGCGAUCUAAAGGAAUCAAGGCUUUCUGAACUUAAAAAGCAGAGAGCUAAGAAAAAAGGCACCUACGAAUAUAGCGAAGAAGAAGAGGAAGAAGGCCAAAAUGAAGAGGACGAGUAUGGGUAUCAGGACCAGGAAGAUGAAAGCGAAGACGAUUAUGAGCCCAUGUACAAAAAAGGUAAAACAGAAGAUGAGGAGGAGCUUAAGUGGGCAGAAGAUGAAGAUCUUGACCGAGAGCCCGAGCUUGGAGAUUUCAACAGAAUAAAGAUUGGGCGCUCGUUUGUUGCGAAGUUUUGCUUUUACCCCGAGUUUAAUGAUAUGAUCAAGGGAUGCUAUGGGAGAGUCAACGUUGGUGUUGACAAGCGGAGCGGCCAGACCUUAUAUCGUAUGGUCAAAAUUGAAAAAGUGUUUUUACAAAAGCCAUACAAUAUGGGCAAGUUUUUCACUAACCAAUACUUUGGUGUCACUCAAGGAAAAAAUCGAAAAGUGUUUCAGAUGAACUUUUUCAGCGAUGGUGCUAUAACACAACCUGAGUUUGAAAGAUAUUUGAGGUCUCUUGAAACCUCAGAGAUAAACAAGCCCUCACUUUAUAUUAUAAACAACAAAUCGAACGAGAUCAACAGUUUUGUGUCUCAACCGGUGACAUCCAAGUUAACAGACGAGCUGGUUCGUAAUAGGAUGAUCUUUAACAAGAAAUUGUCGGGAACCAAUGCUGUUCUCGAAAAAACAAUACUCAAAGAUAAGUUACAGUACGCUAAGGAAAGCGGGAGUGAGCGCGAUGUUGCAAAGUAUUCAUCUCAGUUGAGAAACCUCGAAAAACGUCUUUCCUCCUAUGAAAAGCAUCAUGAAAAUGACCAAGCCGGAUCUAAAAAGCUUGGCGCAUUAACUUCAAAAAAUAGAAGAGUCAACCUUGAUAAAGGUAAAAACGUCGAGGUCACCAAGAAAGAAGACACGCCUUUUGAUGCUAAGACUGAUCCAUUUAGCAGACUCAAAACCAGGACAAAGAUAUAUUACCAGGAAAUCCAAAGAGAAGAGAACGAAAAGGCCAAAGAGCUGGCUAGACAAGAGCAACUUCAAAAAGACGACCUGAACCUAGUAGAGAAAGAACGCAAGCUUUUGUUGGCUAAAUUUAAAAACUUGGGCGGGCUGGAGGACAUUAUUAGCAACAUGGACUUCCAGGUAAGCUUAGAUGUGUAA